AUGGUUCGAGCCCGUUAUUCCUCUGUUGCGGGGAGACUUCCCAAACUCCCUCGAGAACUCGUCCACAAAAUUCUCGACGACAUCUCUCUUGUCAAAGUCUUGGAACUAGUCAGCAGCCAUGAUAUCGCAUACAUCGAUCAAUGUGUGUCUACUCACUUCCAUCUUCGCCAACUCUUGCCACCAGAUGUCCUCCCUGAAGCUAAAUCAUAUUUUUUGCUGUACAACACCCUCUGCGAGCGCCGUCGCCGACAACCUCUCCCCAAUCUUCCGCAGUUGGCCCACGAUGCCCAAGUCCUCUUAAAGGCUAAACUAAGCCAACGAGUGGAUAUUAUUGCCAUCAUCAAGGUUGAGAUCCUGAAAGAUCUCGAGGCUUACGCCCCCUUUUUCCCCAUUCUCCGAUACUUCUGUGAUCCAAAACUUAGUAUUCCGGAUCGCGUGUUCUGGGAUGUCUCGUCAGUGACGUGGUUAUGGGAUCUCUUCAACAUCAUCGAUGCGGCAGAGAAGAAACUCAACGCUGUCAAAUCCGACCAAUUGAAGAGGAUGGCAGAUCUGAUGGUGGAAUACCCUGGGAUGCUCCGCGAAUACCAGGAUUUUUCGCAAGAGCAGCGAAGGAAUGCUGAUCAUAAGAUUGCAGAAUUGCUUCUACUAUCGGAGCGAAUCAAGCGUCCUCAGAUUUUGUCGAGGAAGUUCGUUGGGAGGUACAUAUUUAGCCAACACAAUUUUCAUCUUGUUCCUUACGAUAGAUAUCUGCGAGCCUUUUUGAAGGUCCGGUUUGCAGGGUCCAGAACGAUGUUCACCAAAUAUUCCGGAAAGGAUCUUCGUUCGAAUAAGGGUUUCCAGCAACCGAGGUUCUGUCUUCGCACGGACAAAUCGCUUGCGACGCCUCCGCUUGGCGUUGUUGGAGAUACGUCGUUGUUACCGGCAAGUGAGAAAGAGGUUGAAUGGUUGGAGGCAUUUUUGGUGAUUUGCAAGCAUAUGUCGGAGAUGGAGGAAGAAUGGAAGGCAGGGGAGACCGUGGGCGAAUAUUGGAAAGCACAUGUGGGCGAAAUGUCCGUGGUGGAAAUGGACGUAGGUGAGGUGUAG
Messenger RNA from Laccaria bicolor S238N-H82, 1083 nucleotides. RefSeq lists its product as uncharacterized. The record is from RefSeq and is a predicted model, not a curated record. The transcript has 3 exons. NCBI's taxonomy places the organism in Eukaryota, Fungi, Basidiomycota, Agaricomycetes, Agaricales, Hydnangiaceae. The coding region runs from base 1 to 1083 and encodes 360 amino acids.